CACCUUAAAUUCCACGGCCUCCUCCUGGCCUCCUCCACUUGCCCGGCGAAUCUAACCUUCAUCCUGCUCGUGACACCGUCGGCGGGUCGACUAGCCUCGGGUUCCUCCCACCCCAAACCCCACGAGGCUGCCGCCGCCAUCUGUCGUCCAUGUCGCAACCGCUCAAUUCCUCCCGGGAUGCUUCCAAUCCCCCUGCUACACACAGGGUAUUGAUAACGAACAAGCAUGGAGAGAAACUUGUGGGGCUGCUGCAUCCCACGGGUUUGAACAGGAUUGUAGUCUUGUGCCAUGGCUUUACGGCCUCCAAGAGUUCUGGCGUUAUUGUUGAUCUGGCAGAUGCAAUAAUAAAACAAGGGAUUAGUGUCUUUCGCUUUGACUUUAGUGGAAAUGGAGAGAGCGAAGGCAUAUUCCAGUAUGGCAAUUACAGGAAAGAGGCUGAAGACUUGCAUUCUGUUGUCUCAUAUCUGUAUCAGGAGAAGUAUGAUGUAGCAGCUGUUGUUGGUCACAGCAAAGGAGGAGAUGUGGUUGUUCUUUAUGCUUCCCUAUAUGACGAUGUCCGUAUGGUUGUUAACCUAUCCGGCCGAUUUUAUUUGGAGAAAGGCAUUGAGGAACGCCUAGGGAAAGAAUUUCUUGACAGAAUAAAUAAGGAAGGUUACAUUGAUGUCACAAACAAGUCAGGAAAUGUUUUAUACAGGGUAACAAAAGAGAGCUUGAUGGAACGACUGAACACUGACAUGCGUGCAACAAGCCUCUCCAUUAGCAAGGAAUGCAGCUUCUUCAUAGUUCAUGGUUCUGCUGAUGAGAUCAUUCCCGUGGAAGAUGCAUAUGAGUUUGCAAAGCAUAUACCGACCCACAAACUGUGUGUCGUCGAGGGAGCAGAUCACUGCUUCACCAGACAUCGUAAAGAACUUUCUGAUGCUGUAGUGGGUUUCAUUACAUCCAACAAGGCCAGUGAUACCACGCUAGAAGAUCAAUGAAUUCUGAUGGAUUUCUGCUGUAGGAUUUUGUACAACAGUUCUGCUUUACAGAAGCUCCCCUCCGAACAACACCACAAUUCUAGAUCAUGGUCAUUCUACUUCUUAGUUCCGGGAUAUAAUAAGCAAUAAAGCAUUGCAAGGCUUUAGGUUUGCGUUAUUUAUUAACUAAAUAGUUGGAAAAGUAUGCUGUAAAAUAUGUGGAACUAUUAUAGAGAGGUGUUUUGAACCUUGGGCUGUGUGGACUGAAAUUUUCAUUUUAAAAAAAUCACAUCCAAAGUGUAAUAAUUUCUGAAAAAAAUUCCACAUGUACAUAUGAACGUAUUGAUAUGAGAUACUAACAUGCAAGCUAUACAAAUAGAAGACAAAA
This is a messenger RNA of Triticum urartu, 1344 nucleotides long. RefSeq lists its product as uncharacterized. NCBI's taxonomy places the organism in Eukaryota, Viridiplantae, Streptophyta, Magnoliopsida, Poales, Poaceae. The record is from RefSeq and is a predicted model, not a curated record.